UUUCAGGAAUUGCAAACUAUAUACUACGGGUUGCAUGGCUUAGAAGCUUUAGCGCCCUACAGAGACUCUGUUCUUAGAGCACUUUGCAAAGUUGUGAGAUACGAAAAGCACGAAGCAAAUGAUGUCUUGUACUAUACUGGUGAACUGUCAACAUGCUGGUAUAUUUUGCUGUCAGGGUCCAUUUUCAUUGAUGGGUCUAUGUUCCUGCCUCGAUCAAGUGGAUAUGGAAAAUUGGAUAAUAAACAUCAGUGCAUAUGA
Ctenocephalides felis (cat flea) is the source of this 258-nucleotide messenger RNA. RefSeq names its product rap guanine nucleotide exchange factor 6-like. The record is from RefSeq and is a predicted model, not a curated record. Gene Ontology annotation, biological process: positive regulation of ERK1 and ERK2 cascade. Lineage: Eukaryota; Metazoa; Arthropoda; Insecta; Siphonaptera; Pulicidae. The transcript is spliced from 3 exons. The annotation marks the transcript as partial.